Molecule: messenger RNA, 480 nt
Organism: Penicillium oxalicum
Lineage: Eukaryota; Fungi; Ascomycota; Eurotiomycetes; Eurotiales; Aspergillaceae
Exons: 2
Coding region: 1-480 (159 amino acids)
Cellular component (GO): mitochondrion
Source: RefSeq, a predicted model, not a curated record
AUGUCUUCCCGCUUAAUGUCGAACGACUUGGUACCAAACGAUACCCUCUUCACAUAUUCAUCCGGUCGAUUCCUCUACAAUGAAGUAGCACGCCUUCGUGAACAACAUGUGAGAUUUGAUGUUGCUGCACUUGAAACUGCCAUCGCAAAGCAUGUUGGCCACGGAAAGGUCAAGCAACUUGUCAAACUAAGUGAAGGCGGUUUCAAUCGCGUGCUUCUAGCCACUAUGGAAGAUGGAUUUAAAGCAAUUGUCAAGAUCCCAUACAAGAUAUCCGUGUCGAAGACGUACGCAACCGCUAGUGAAGUCGCAACCCUUACAUUUCUUCGCUCGAAGGGCAUUCCGGUGCCAGAAGUCUACGGGUGGUCCUCCGUAAAUGAAAAUGGUGUUGGCACUGAGUAUGUUAUCAUGGAGCAUGCGUCCGAGGGUAGUGCGGAUACUCGCUGGUUCGACACGACAAAGUACCAGAAAAAGCUCUGGUAA